Prorocentrum cordatum is the source of this 5269-nucleotide messenger RNA. Lineage: Eukaryota; Dinophyceae; Prorocentrales; Prorocentraceae. The record is from the annotation of a GenBank genome assembly.
GGGUAACGUGGCUAUCGAGACGCUCCGCCACCCGCUCGAGGCCACCGUCUGGAUCACCGGCUUCGCUGCCUUCCUCAUAGAGGUGCCUGUGGCGAGCCUCGUCGGUAACAUCGCCGCCGGAUCCGCUGAUACAGGCUUCAUGAUCCGCCCCUCCUUGGACGCCUGCGUCGAGGGAGACGCUGGGCUGGCCCCACUGGACGAGGAUAUGAUGAAUGAGGCCGUGGCUUGCAUGACCGGCUUCUUCAUCCUGCGUGGCUGGUGGGCUGGCAACUGCGCCACGCUGCGCGGGGCCGUGGCCUGGAAGAAUAGUCACAUCGGCGUACUCACGGUGGACCAAACCAUGAAUUUCCGCAUGGAUUCCGUUCUGCUGUCCGACAAUCACAUCGGCACUUCUCUGCACUUCAACCGUGCUCGCGACGACAACGAGCACCGUGUCUACAUGCACAACGUGACCAUCUUCGGCUCCACGGCGGCUUCCACGUGCGAUGCGUCCAUCGGCUGCCGCGCCUACGGUAGGUCGGACAUGGUGGGAUUUGGGUGCAACUCCGUGGUGGGUUCCGUGUUCAGGCGGGUCGGUUUCCUCUCGCACGUCGUCAACGGCAUCGGGAAGUUGUGCGAGGUUGGCGGCCAAGUCCCCGUGUGCCGGCCACCCAACACUCCGCAGAAGUUGUGCGUGAUGCCUUGGGAGCACCGCCUCGGCAGCCACGGCUCGCGCUAUUCGGAGGUGAUCUGGACGUCGCCCACCUUCGGGCACUUCAGCAGCGACGACUGCGGCACACCCUCUGUGGCUUUCACGAACAAUCCCACGGGGAUCGACAUGUUUCACCCGAAUCGCUUCUCCGAUGUCGUCUGGCUGAGCACGGUUUCCGACGACGCCCGCAUCGACCUGGCCGACUGGUCCGGGGCUGCUUCGUGGAAUCGCGUCCAGUGCGACGGAGCGUGCGACGGCGUCCUGCAGGCGGCUUUGCUGGACAUGGACGGGAGCCUGCUGGGCGUCGGGGCCGAAGGCUCAGCGGUGACGAGCCUGAACCCCGACCUCGCGACGAGCUCCUGCGAAGAACGGCCUGGCCACUUCGCUUGUCCAGAUCUCAAGCCGCGGGUGCUCUGGUGGGAAGCUUAUGACGUCAAUAUCCCUGCGGUCUUCAGCAGGUUCAAGGCCUGGCGCGAGUCGGACGAGCGGUCAACGUGGUCAUCUGGCCCGUACGACGACGGCUGCAUCCCGGACCCGCCCGACCAGGACCGGUACUGGCUGCUCCGGCCCAGCGACCGCUACAACUUGACAAUGUUCGCCUCGCCCCCAAAGCACCACCGGCUGUUCUACUUCAGCGAGAUCCCGGCCUCGGUACGCCUGGACAUCUUCCUGACCCAGCCCUUCCAGCUGCAGGUGUACGUGGACGGCGUGCUGCUCGGGGAUGAGUUCGACACCAGCAUCGCCUGCGCGACGUGCUCCACCGCGACCCCGGUGGCAGAUCCCGAGUCGGAGCCAGAGCCCGAGUCGGAGCCGGAGUCCGAGGCGGAGCCAGAGUCCGAGGCGGAGCCGGAGGCCGAGGCGGAGCCAGAGUCCGAGGCGGAGCCGGAGUCCGAGUCGGAGCCGGAGUCCGAGGCGGAGCCGGAGUCCGAGGCGGAGCCGGGGUCCGAGGCGGAGUCGGCCGAGAGCACCUCGCGAGCCGAGGCUCGGCUGCCCGUGCUCUCCGACCCCCACGGCUCGCACGCCUUCGACCCCCACGCGCGCCGCUUCUAUCUGGUGAUGCACGGCGGCAUACACAGCGGGACGGAGGCGACUCGGGGAGGCGGGUGGAUCAUGUUAAAGAUGAUUCAGGUCGUGCAGCUCUCCCUCACUGUCUCGAUCCCCGCGCAGCAGUUCGACAGUUCAAGCUUUAUUGACAAUUUGGCGUUGCUCCUCCAGAUCGACCCAUCCCGGAUCAAGGUGGUCUCGGUGCAGGUCAGAGCCCGUCGGCUACGUCGCCUCGUAGCUGCGAACAUUUCCAACGACACCGCCGACGAGAACGGGACCUCUGCAGCCUCAGGCUUGUCCCUCACGGUUCAGAUCGCAGAAGAGGAAGCCGUGCCGGUCGAUGCGGUCAAUGCCUCCAAUUCAACAAAUGAAACCAAUUCGACGAAUGAAACAAAUUCGACGAAUGGUUCGAGCGAGGUCGAUCUUGGAGUCUCAUGGAACGUGGAGUCGUUGGCCGCGCUCCAGGAGAUCGCUACCAAGUUCCAAGAGAAAGUGGCCAGCGGCGAGGCCACCAUGGCGUUGGGCGCCGACGUCGAGGAUGUUCUGGUUGAGGUCUCGGAGCCGACCCUGGAAAUGGCGACGUCGACGAGCACGACCACCACCACAACGACGCAGACCAAUACCACUGAGACGAGUACGCUCUCGCUUACCAGCGGCACAACGUCGACUGCCACUUCUGCUUCCACGACGGUCAGCACAACAACUUCUGUUCAUACAACUUCCGCCACGGAGACCACAUCCGCCACCUCCACUACCACGGUUCACACGAGCACCGCCUCCACGCUUUCGGCGACCAGCAGCGCCACAGGGACCUCCGCGACCACUCGCACCGAGACAGGCACAACAACAUCGACUUCAAGCGCGACUACCCCCACCGAGACAGGCACGACCACAUCGUCCUCCAGCGCGACCAGCACUUCCACGUCCGACACCAGCAAGACUAUCAGCGCGUCUUCUACCACGACCGUGCACACCACAAGUGCAACCUCGACCACGAGUGCUACGCAAGCUGCAAGAGUGACAUCGACCACGACCGCCUUUAGUAACACUGCCCAUACCCAGACUGUUGCAAUGUUGGUGCAGAACGUGGACUACGACUCGUUGCUGGCCAAUUCGUCCAUCAUGGAGUCGUUCAAGCUGGCGUGCGCGGAGGCAGUUGCAGCGCAAGCAGGCCAAGGCAUCGCGUCUAGCGAUGUGCAUGUGACAGUGUACGACGGCUCCGUGAUCGUCUCGGCCCUUGUCACAAUUCCGGAUACAAUUUCUGCGGCCACAGUAGCCGACAACUUGGGCUCAUUCGACUCUCUCGCCGACGCGGUGUUGCAGGCCGUGCAGGCCGUGCCUGGCAUCGUGACAGUCCAGACUGGUGCAAUCGGCGUCAUACAGGCGAUCACCACCACCGCGUUGGGCAGCACCACCUUGUCGCACAAAGAAGACGAAGAGGAGACCGUCAACGUCGCCAUUGUUUUGAUGUUUGUUCUGGGGGUCAUCUGUGUUGGUGGGAUGUGUGGCGUAGUCCUCGCGCGGGCUACCAGGAGAAAGGGCGAGGUUUCGGAGUUCUGCGGGAUCUUCGAUGUCGCUUCGCCCAAGAACACGCAGAGUGCGGUCACGCAGAAGCUCUGCAACCACGUUGGACAAGGGCAGGACCCAGAUCAGUUCAAAGAGGUGGGCGCGGUGCCAUCAUCGCCGCGACCGUCAGAAGUUCCUGGAGGCCCGCCCGAAGAGGAGCAGCCCCCCGGCAUGGCGCAGUGGGCUGGCUACCGCAGCGCUGUGACGCGCAGCCGCCGGUCGUCGCGCACGGGCACGUCGCUGGCCGAAGACGACUUGGACAGAUCCUGGCCCGUGCUGGAGGACCUGGCCGAGCCCGAGCCGCCCGAGCACUGUGCGCAGCCCGAGCCCGCGGGGCCGCCGGUGUCGGCCACCCGGUCGUUCGGCGAGGACCUGGCCGAGCCCGAGCCGCCCGAGCACCGUGCGCAGCCCGAGCCCGCGGGGCCGCCGGUGUCGGCCACCCGGUCGUUCGGCGAGGACCUGGCCGAGCCCGAGCCGCCCGAGCACCGUGCGCAGCCCGAGCCCGCGGGGCCGCCGGUGUCGGCCACCCGGUCGUUCGGCGAGGCGGCGUCGAAGCCGUGGACGCCGCCGGGAUGGCACAAGAGGAUCCUGGCGGCCUUCAGAGAAUCACAGCGGGAGGCCGAGGAGAGCGGCGGGUCCCGUAUCAGCCUGUCAUUUGGCAAGCGUCUGGUGCACGAGCCACCACCGCUCGAUGGACUGACCUUCGGUUUCACUAUUUCCUUUGGCUCAUGUGGAUAUGAGAUGCAACGCAGCGCAUUACCGCAUGGACCUAGGCCGCGGGCCACCCCGCCCGCGGAGGGGCGCGCCGCCGGCCUCGCGGCCGCGCCCCGCGCGGGCUUCGGCCGAUGCUGCCCCGGAGGUGAGGUCUUCCCGAGGUCUGGAUCAACGUAUGGCGGCACGUAUCUCGUGAUCUCUGGGUCGGGGUUCCUGUACCCAACCGAGGCGAACCCGUGGGAUGCUCAGGACGUCUACGUCGGUUCGAUCCCCUGCAACAUCAUUCAGCAUUACUCUGGCGGCUCGCAGAUUGUCUGCCUAACGGAGCCCUACACGUCCCACGAGAACUCUGGCUGGUUGACUGUGACCGUGCGGCAAUUCAGUGGCCUCGGGGACGCGGGGAUCGUGCAGAUGUCCAGCGCCUUCCAGUAUCAGACGUCGCAGACUCCGUUUUUGCAUUUCGCGGAAUCAUGGGCAGGUACCGGGGGCGACGUGCUACGGUUCAUGGGGAUCAUGCCCCUGGACUUUGACUCAGCUGGCCACGUGCGUAUAUCGAUCGGGGAAGCCCUCUGCGCGACUGAUAACGAAGUCUGGCCGCUUGAGCGGACAUGGAACCGCAGGCGCCGAUGGGACGAGAAGACGGUAUCAUGCCAGAUUCCUAAGGACGAGAUGGCACCCCCAGGCCUGUACAACGUCUCCUGGCGUUUGAACAUGUUGGAUCACGAGGAUGGGGCGUGCACUCAAGGCGCAUGCUUUCCCCUCUCGAGCAGCGACGUCAGCGGGUCGACAGACAGUUAUGGCUCCGGCGGGAUUGUGCCUUGGCUGAGCUCGAGCAUCGCCUCGUGGGGCUCCCAGUUCUACGGCACCGUGGAUCUCUCAACGGGGCGGCCGUACCACUUCACGGUGUACCCACAGGUGAACAGCAUCGAGCCUACUGUCGGCGGCAUUCACGGUGGCAACCUGCUCACAAUCUACGGCUCCUCCUUCUCUGAAACCCCAGCGGACAACCAGGUCAGCGUCGGCGGUGUCCCCUGCGAGGUUACCGCCGCGACCGCCAGCCAGCUGAAGUGCGUGCUCGGAGACCGCUCGCUCCACCCCGCGGUGCUGAGCGCUCGGAUGCCGCGCGGGCUCACGUGGACGUCGUUCACGGGAGGCGCGCGGCUCGACGGCGGAGUGCUGAAGGGCGGGCGGAUCGACUGGGUGGGGCGCACGUCCAUGUGGGGGCACACGGCGGCCACGACUACCAGUUUGUAG